Schizosaccharomyces osmophilus is the source of this 2871-nucleotide messenger RNA. It is a transcript of the gene num1, whose product is annotated as meiotic cortical anchoring factor for dynein Mcp5/Num1. Gene Ontology annotation, molecular function: phospholipid binding; tubulin binding. NCBI's taxonomy places the organism in Eukaryota, Fungi, Ascomycota, Schizosaccharomycetes, Schizosaccharomycetales, Schizosaccharomycetaceae. Gene Ontology annotation, cellular component: mitochondrion; cell cortex. Gene Ontology annotation, biological process: dynein-driven meiotic oscillatory nuclear movement; microtubule cytoskeleton organization; maintenance of protein location in cell cortex. The record is from RefSeq and is a predicted model, not a curated record. The transcript has a single exon. Bases 1 to 2871 code for a protein of 956 amino acids.
AUGGAAGGAGAAAGCAAGGAAGAUAUGAAACAGAAGAGCCUUUUUAUAAAGCUUGAAAAUGUCAAAGACAGGCUUGUUUAUGCCGGCUUGCUAGGAGAAUCUUUCUUACAAGAGAAAGCUGCCGUAGAAAAUGAAAUAAAGCAGGCUCAAAAAUCUGUGAAAGAAAAUUAUUCAGAUCACGACCACGAAAAGGUGCUUGAAAUACGAACUCAAUUACAAGAGCUUGAGAACAGUUUAGUAGUUGAAGAGGCGAAACUAGUACAAUUACUAAACUCAAAGUCAUACGGUAUAUCCUCUUCAAAGUUAAACAACGAUAAAGUGAUCCAAAACGCGUUCCCCUAUGACCAACCUACGCGUGCUGAAACAAAUACACAGUAUGCUGCUACUAUCGGGCAAAAUAUUCUUCAGCAGCUUAAAACCCUUCACUUCCGUUUCAAAGAAAAAGAUAUUGAGUUUCAAAAAGUUUUGAAAGAAAAUGGUGAAUUACUAUCUCAAUUGGAUUCUCUAAACGAUAAAUUUAAGAUCUAUACAGUCGAAAGGUCAAAUAUGAAGACUGAUCAUCAAGCCCUAGAACAGAAUGCACAAAUCCUCACUGAAAAACUCGCUCAUUCUGAUUCUAUGCUGAAAAUACAUAUUGACGAAAAAGAAAAACUUGCCACAGAGCUUUCUAGCCUUCGCUUAUCUUUCGGUCAGCUACAGUGUUUGCUAAGUAAGACUGAAGAUUUGCAAAAUGGAAAUGAAGUUGAAUCAUUCAACGAAGAUUCUGGUAGUAAAGCUAAGUUAGGAGAUGUUUCGGAUGUGUUUUUCGAAAGCAAUCCAAGUUUUCAAAAGACUCUCAAUGAAGCAGAAAAUAUAGCGUCUUCCACUAAAGCUUCUGAGUGUUCCUCUAGCUCUUCUUCACUGAUGUCAUCUAAGAGUUCCGUUUCUGACGUCGCUUUAAAGCCCAUCGGUACCCAAGAUACAGGAAUCGAGAAGCGGAUCGAUACUGAAGACAGCGAAGUGAUGGAUCAGCUCAAUCUACCUGAAAAGGGCUCAUUGCUGAAUUUUGGUCGUAGAAACCUGGAAGAAUUAUCUUUGAAAUUAAGAAAUUCAAGUUUCCUUGAAGAUCAGUGUGUUCAUUUCCUGUUAACAACGCACCAAUUUCAAGAAGCUGUUGCAAAUGACUGGAGCAUCAAACAAAUUCCGGGUCUAUCAGUUUCCCACAAUCUACGUUUGAGCAUUGAUGCGACAGGUGUUGAUAUUUCUAAACAGAGUGGACAGAUAACCAACGCUGGUAUAACCCACCAGCAAACUGAAACUUUACCAGAGCAAACAGGGAAACCCCCUUCAAAGGACGCUAAUGAAAUGAGCGAGUUGAAACAUGAAACUACCGUCAAACCUUUAGUUCCUUUAUUAAUAAUUAGUGAAAAUGAUCAGAAAAAUAGGAUAGCAGUUGAAACAUUAACUGGUGUACGACUUGAUGCUCCUGAAACUUCCGAAAGCAUUAAAAAUAUUUAUUCUUCAACUAACAAGGAACACUCCGAGUAUCGACGGGAGGCGGACAAUGAAACUGCUAAAACCGUUAGAAGUCCUGUAUCAUUUCGUUUAGGAAGUUUUGAUACAGAAUUGAACAAGGACGAUAAUACUAACGCCGUUUCUAUUGAGGCUCAGAAACCUAGAAUCCAGAACAACCGUUCGAGUGAAGACAAUGGAGUGGAAUUAGCCAGUACAAAAAGUACUGCUUCCUUACUUUCACAUGACAGUAACACGUACAAAAAAGAUUAUUUUUUAAAGAGAAGAUCCUCCAGCUUUUCGAGCCGUUAUCCGAUCACUCGUCGAAGUUUGACGUUAUAUGAAGCAUCUAAAGACGAACCUCACAACAUUCGUUUAAAUACUGCUGUGCCACGAAGAUCUUUGAGUGUUUCAAAAGAUAAGAGCAUUCAAUGCUCGAUUAACGGAAGGACCGUCUAUCCCAAAACAAGACCCUCCAGGGAUUAUGACUGGGAUCAAUGGAGCAAGUUGAUGUCUAAUAAUAGUGUGCAACGCCUUUCUAGGUCCAGAAGUCUUGUUUUACCCCGUCGAAGCUUUAGUUUUGCUCAGUCUAUCCCUGAAGUCAUCAGUAAUUCUGAAGAGACCCCGUAUUCUCCGGCAAUUAUCGAAGAUACUAAUCAACUUAGAAGAAGAAAUUAUGGUAUGCCGUCAUGGUUUUUAAAAGCUUCUCCGGCUCCUUCCAUGUUUUCUCUCUCAGAGAAAGGAGAAACUGCUUCUUCCCAAUCUGAUAAUGGUGAACCUUAUCAAAGAAUGGCAAGCAAUCAAAGGAAGGAUAAACAGGUUGUGCGGGAUAGUGAAACUCGUUUCACAGGUAAGAUGGGCGCGGUUUCCGUGAUUCCUUUGCGUAAAGGAGCUAAAGAGCAAGACAAAUCUCUAGACUUCUUGCAAGGUAUAAGUGAACAACUGGCGCAUGUUAUGAUUGGUGACUAUAUUUUCAAAUAUAAACGUAACAAGUUUGCAAAAUUCUUUACAAAGCCAAUGCAUCUACGAUACGCAUGGAUCCAUCCCUACCAGGAACGAUUGUACUGGUCUAAAAUCAAUCCUUUCAUUGGAAUCAAUAAAAGAACUGAGAUAAAAUCAGUUAAAAUAAUUGGAUUUGAUACUGUUUCUGAGAGUUAUUUGGAGGAUCCUGAUGUUGUAUAUAAUCGAAGCAUUAUAGUACUAACGGAUGAAAAGCCCGUAAAAAUAGCUGCUCGAUCCAAAGCAAUUCAUGAAGUGUGGCUCAAAGCAUUUAGAGAUUUGAAGAUUCGUAAAAAUGCUACAAAUUCGGAAUUGCUUCUCAAACAAAAUGAUAAGCCUCGUUUUAAUAAGCUUAUGAAACCCAAUAAUCCCGACAAAUAG